Nannizzia gypsea CBS 118893 is the source of this 1683-nucleotide messenger RNA. RefSeq lists its product as hypothetical. Bases 1 to 1683 code for a protein of 560 amino acids. Lineage: Eukaryota; Fungi; Ascomycota; Eurotiomycetes; Onygenales; Arthrodermataceae. Gene Ontology annotation, biological process: transmembrane transport. The record is from RefSeq and is a predicted model, not a curated record. Gene Ontology annotation, molecular function: transmembrane transporter activity. The transcript has 5 exons.
AUGGAUACUUCCGCACAAUCCUCUGUCCCGGCGAGUGGUCAGGCUUCAAUUUACUCAAUUGAGCGACCUCUAACCAAUACUAUUCCUAACUCUGAAAAGGCCACAGUCGAUGACGGCCAUUCAUCAAUACCGCCGCGAGUACAUGGAUGGAAGUGGUUCCUUGUAUGCUGUGUGCUCUAUUCCUCCGCCUUUUUAUACGGACUCGACACAACAAUUGUGGCCGACGUCCAAGUGCCUAUUGUGGAAAGAUUUGGGUCCGUGGAUAAGUUAAGCUGGCUCGGAACCGGUUUCCCGUUGGGAUCCGUCGCAACCAUUCUUCCAAUCGGUGCUCUCUAUAACAUAUUUGACAUCAAAUAUGUAUAUAUAAUAUCCCUUGCUUUGUUCGAAGGUGGGAGUGCCCUCUGUGGCGGCGCCCCGAGUAUGGACUCGUUGAUAGUGGGCCGAGUAAUGGCUGGAAUUGGAGGAUGCGGAAUGUACCUUGGUGUCCUCAACUACAUCGCUAUUUUUACCACUCUACGAAGACGACCUGUAUAUAUGGGUUUGACUGGCAUCGUCUGGGGAGCUGGAGCUAUCCUUGGCCCUGUGAUUGGGGGCUCCUUUGCAGACAGCCCUGCGACAUGGAGAUGGGCAUUUUACAUCAACCUUGUCCUUGCCGCUGUCACAUUACCUGCACUUUUUUUGCUUGUUCCAAGACACAACUCAUCUCCGGAUGGCUCUGUGCUCUCAAAGUUCAAGGAGCUGGAUAUCAUAGGAAUGGUCCUUAACGGCGGGAUCUACUUUCUUUGGGUUAUGGUUCUCACCUUCGCCGGCGUAACUUGGAAGUGGAACGACGGACGCAUAAUAGCUUUAUUCGUCUUGUUUGGAGUUACACUGAUCGUCUUCAUUCUCCAGCAGUACUUCGCGGUAUUUACCACCCCGGCCCGCCGUGCGUUUCCAGGGGCAUUCCUCAGAAGAAGAUCUUUGAUCAUUCUCUACAUCAGCACCUGCUGCUCCAACUCGGCGUUUUUCGUCGGAGCCUAUUAUAUCCCGCUUUUCUUCCAAUUUACUCGCGGCGAUAGCGCAAUUGCUGCCGCCGUUCGCCUUCUACCAUUCGUAAUGGUCGCUAUAACGUUCAUCAUGUCGAGCGGAGCCUUGAUGCCGGUUUUUGGUUACUACAUGCCGUGGUACUUCAUCAGCGGGGUAUUUUUGGUUGCAGGAUCCUCCCUUAUGUAUACUGUUGAUGCCCAUACACCGACCGCCAACAUAUACGGAUACUCUGUCCUUCUUGCUAUUGGGGCUGGGUCCAUAGCACAGGCGGCUUACAGUGUUGCCGCCGCAAAGGUCAAAGGGUCUGAAGUUAACCAGGCAGUCACCUUCAUCAAUCUCGCUCAGCUUGGAGCAGCGGUGCUAUGUCUUGCUAUUUCCGGUACGAUAUUCCAGAAUUUAGCCAUUAGGAACCUUGAGGCUGCCCUCGCCCAAUAUGGCGACUACUCAAGGGCGCAACUCAUUUCUGCAAUAGCUGGUGCAAAGAGUGACAUCCUUAUCCAUGGAACACCAGAAGUUAAGGAGGCCGCAAUCAAUGCCAUUAUUGCUGCGAUGAAAAAUGUUUAUGUUUCGCUGAUUGCAGCUGGUGGAACAGUGUUGGUGACAUCGCUUUUCCUUAAGAGAGAGAAGCUGUUUAUGAAGAUGGAAGCAGGGGGAUGA